AGGGCAUGGGUACUCGCUGUCUCUCAUAUCCGCCCAUGCCCCCCAUUUCUGCAUUGGUUUUACUCGUCCUGAUAGGAAUUGGUGUCGAUUCGGCUUUUGGAUGUGACCUUGGAAUGUGUUGGACGAGGUACCAGGAUGCAACGGCAGCUCUUAAUUCGGGGAUUCUUAUGGAUUUACUACCAAAAGGAGUCACUGACAAUCCAAAGUGCAUAGUUAUUCGUACUUAUGUGAAAUGUAUAAAUAAGCAAGGACAUCGCUAUGAAUGCAAGACAAGUCUUUCUUUCCAGUCUGAAAAAAUAGGAAAUAAAAAAGCAUUAAAAGAAUUAAACUGUUCAAUUAAUGGAGAAGUAUAUGAUCCAGCCGCAAAUACUGUACCACAUUUUCCUCAAGUACCAGAUUCUGAAUUUAUGUGUUCGUAUGAAGGACAAAGAAACUAUAAGCACUGCGGGUUAUUUGGAGAUCCCCAUCUCAGGACUUUCAGUGAUGAAUUUCAAACAUGUAAAGUUGAGGGUGCAUGGUCACUCAUAAACAACAAGCACCUGACAGUGCAGGUGACUAAUGAUCCUGUUGUGACUAGUGGAGCUGCCACUGCUACUAGCAAGCUUACAGUUGUGAUAAAGAAGAAUGAAGAUUGUGCAGCUCAUCGCUUUGUGACCUAUGCUGCACAAACAGACAAUUUGCCUGGGUCGUUUGAUGAUGGUAGUACGACCUAUGGUCCAGACAACAGUGUGAGACUGUAUGAAAUAGAACCUGGCAAACAUAUAAAAAUAUACCUUAGAUUCAUAGACACAACAAUUGUGGUUCGCCAAAUAGGUCGGUAUUUCACAUUUGCGAUCAAAAUGCCACAAGAAGUGAUAAAUAAAAGCAGGGAAGAGGAUGUGUUGGAAUUGUGUGUCCGCGGUUGCCCACAACAAGAACGGAUUAAUUAUCAAAAGUAUUUAGCUGAAAAGAAAAACAAAAUUUUACCUCCUACCGGUGUUAGUAGUGAUAGCAUUGAAAUGCAGCGUUCAGAUGCUGUGAAUUUGUGUAAACAAGCCAAAGUUGUGGAUUUUUAUUUCGAUUCGUGUGUGUUCGAUCUCAUGACAACAGGGGACAAAGUCUUCACUGUGUCAGCUUACCAGGCAUGGCAGGACCUCAUCGAGCUUACACCUGAAAUGAGGCAGACACAAACAAAUCGUACAGACCUCUCAAGGUAUGACAACAUGCACAGCAGUGCUGCCACCUUCAGGACUAACUACACAUCAUCUUUAAGAAUUUUAGUAUUAACGAUUUUACUGUGUCUGUGGCACCAGUACCAUCCAGUAUAACACAGG
Messenger RNA from Ylistrum balloti, 1313 nucleotides. RefSeq names its product repulsive guidance molecule A-like. The record is from RefSeq and is a predicted model, not a curated record. Gene Ontology annotation, molecular function: coreceptor activity. Gene Ontology annotation, cellular component: plasma membrane. The transcript has 3 exons. Bases 6 to 1307 code for a protein of 433 amino acids. Gene Ontology annotation, biological process: BMP signaling pathway. Lineage: Eukaryota; Metazoa; Mollusca; Bivalvia; Pectinida; Pectinidae.